AUGAUGGCCAUUAAGCUCCUCUCGCUCGCCGCCGCCGCGGCGGCGUCGGGGUUCCUCGACGAGACGACGAACACGACGCUCUGCGACGACGUGAAGCAAUUCGCGGGCUACUACAAGCUGACGACGGGCAAGAGCAAGAACUACUUCUACUGGUUCUUCGAGUCGCGGUCCGCGCCGAGCACGGACCCCGUCGUGCUCUGGAUGACGGGCGGGCCCGGCUGCUCGUCCGAGGUGGCACUGUUCGGCGAGAAUGGCCCCUGCAAGGUCAACGCCGACGGCAGCGCCACGACGAAGAACGCGCACUCGUGGAACUCGAACGCGAACGUGCUCUACAUCGACCAGCCCACGGGCACGGGCUUCUCCUACGGCACGGGCUACGACCACGACGAGGUCGGCGUCGCCGCGGACAUGGUCGACUUCCUCGUCCAGUUCUUCGCGGGCCACCCGGCCUACGCGGACAACGACUUCUUCAUCAGCGGCGAGUCGUACGCGGGCCACUACGUGCCCGCGGUCGCGCACGGCGUCUGGCUCCACAACAAGGCCGCCGACGCGGCGAAGAUCAAGCUCACGGGCGUCGCCAUCGGCAACGGCCUCACGGACCCGGAGAUCCAGUACGAGUACUACAAGGACAUGAUCGUCUCGACGAACGACCACGAGGCCGCCGUCGGCACGGUCGUCCACGCGGCCAUGGUCGCGGCGACGCCGCCCUGCGUCGCCGCCAUCAAGCAGUGCAACAAGAACCACACCUACGGCGCGUGCCUCCCCGCCCUCGAGGGCUGCGAGAUCGCGCUCGAGAUCCCGUACACGGCGACGGGCAUGAACCCCUACGACAUGCGCGAGAAGUGCGAGGUCCCGCCGCUCUGCUACGACUUCUCCAACGUCGCGACCUACCUGAAGCGCGACGACGUCCGCGCGGCGCUCAACGUGCCCAAGGCGGCCAAGUGGUCCGACUGCAACCGCGCCGUGACCAUGGGCUUCGAGCUCGCGGGCGACUACAUGAAGGAGUACCAGCAGCUCAUCCCGGACCUCAUCGAGGACGGCAUCCGCUACCUCAUCUACGCCGGCGACCAGGACUACAUCUGCAACUGGCUCGGCAACCAGGCCUGGACGCUCGCGCUCCCCUGGUCGGGCAAGGACGCCUUCAACGCCGCGCCGGUCGCCGACUGGGACGUCGCGGGCAAGAAGGCCGGCGAGCUCCGCAAGACGGACAUGUUCUCCUUCCUCCGCGUCAUCGACGCCGGCCACAUGGUGCCCAUGGACCAACCCGAGGCCGCGCUCGCCAUGAUCAACGCGUUCACGUCGAACACGCUCUGA
This is a messenger RNA of Aureococcus anophagefferens, 1314 nucleotides long. RefSeq lists its product as hypothetical. The record is from RefSeq and is a predicted model, not a curated record. Bases 1 to 1314 code for a protein of 437 amino acids. The transcript has a single exon. Lineage: Eukaryota; Pelagophyceae; Pelagomonadales; Pelagomonadaceae. Gene Ontology annotation, biological process: proteolysis. Gene Ontology annotation, molecular function: serine-type carboxypeptidase activity.